Messenger RNA from Prunus avium (sweet cherry), 2330 nucleotides. RefSeq names its product casein kinase 1-like protein 2 (gene CKL2). Gene Ontology annotation, molecular function: ATP binding; protein kinase activity. NCBI's taxonomy places the organism in Eukaryota, Viridiplantae, Streptophyta, Magnoliopsida, Rosales, Rosaceae. The record is from RefSeq and is a predicted model, not a curated record. Gene Ontology annotation, biological process: protein phosphorylation.
ACGCGACAUGGUGUGAGAGAGUCAUAACGCAUUCUCUCGUGGUCUUCUCGAAUCUCUCCCUCUCACUCUAACCCUAGACUUCUAGAGAGAGAAAGUCCCUCGGCUUUCCACUUUUACCCCUACUCAUCCCUUCCAUUCCCGUCCCUGUCCCCAUCUACUUUCUUCCGCUGCUGAUUUAUCCAUCUAACUCCUCUCCAAGACUUAGGUUUGGUCAAGGCCUUGUACGGUCCCCAAUUUUCUUUUGUGUCUCUUUCUUUUAGGGAUUUUUUUGGUCUUAGGGUUUUCAUUUAGGGCUAGGAUUUCUCUGUGAUCGUUGCGUUUUGGGGGGUAUGGAGCCUCGGGUUGGUGGAAGGUUUCGACUUGGCCGGAAGAUCGGUAGCGGAUCGUUCGGAGAGAUCUACCUAGGUACUAAUAUUCAGACAAACGAGGAGGUUGCGAUUAAGCUUGAAAAUGUCAAGACGAAACAUCCACAAUUGAUGUAUGAAUCAAAGUUGUACAAAAUACUACAGGGAGGAACUGGAAUUCCAAAUGUGAGAUGGUUUGGCACUGAAGGAGACUACAAUGUUCUUGUGAUGGAUUUACUGGGACCUAGUCUUGAGGAUUUAUUCAACUUUUGCAGUAGAAAAUUGUCUCUGAAGACUGUUCUCAUGCUUGCAGAUCAAAUGAUCAAUCGAGUGGAGUUUGUCCAUUCCAAAUCAUUUCUACACCGUGAUAUCAAACCAGACAACUUCCUAAUGGGUUUGGGUCGGCGAGCAAAUCAGAUUUACGUCAUUGACUUUGGUCUCGCUAAGAAGUAUAGAGACACUUCAACUCAUCAGCAUAUUCCUUAUAGAGAAAAUAAGAAUUUGACAGGCACUGCAAGAUAUGCAAGCAUGAAUACUCACCUUGGCAUUGAACAAAGCCGCAGGGAUGAUUUAGAAUCACUUGGAUAUGUGCUUAUGUACUUUCUAAGAGGAAGCCUUCCUUGGCAGGGCUUGAAAGCGGGAACAAAAAAGCAAAAGUAUGAGAAGAUCAGUGAAAAGAAAGUGUCAACUUCUAUUGAGGCCUUAUGCCGUGGUUAUCCUACAGAGUUUGCAUCGUACUUCCAUUACUGUAGGUCUCUGCGGUUUGAUGAUAAACCAGAUUAUGCAUAUCUGAAGAGACUCUUUCGUGACCUUUUUAUUCGGGAAGGCUUUCAGUUUGAUUAUGUCUUUGAUUGGACCAUCUUGAAAUAUCAGCAGUCACAGAUUGCCACACCUCCUGCUCGUGCUCUUGGUGCUAGUGCUGGACCAAGCUCUGGCUUACCUCCAGCUGUUGCAAAUGCUGAAAGACAAUCUGGUGGUGAGGAAGGUAGACCUACAGGUUGGUCGUUGUCAGAUCCCUCUCGUAGGAGAAACUCUGGGCCAAUUGUAAAUUCUGGAAACUUGUCUAGACAAAAAAGUCCUGCUGCAAAUGAUCCAUCUCUAUCUAAAGACGCAAUGUUAUCAAGUUCUAAUUUCUUGCGGUCAAGUGGAUCAUCGAGGAGGGCUGCAGUCUCUAGCAGUCGCGAUGCAGUGAUCGUUGGCAGUGAGUCUGAUCUCUCUCGCCCUCAAACCUCAGAUUUGAGCCCUGGAACACUAGGUAAAAUUUCUAGUGGCCAAAGAAGUUCACCAGUUGUACCUUCAGAGAACAAUCGUACAUCUUCUGGAAGAAAUAUUUCAAACGUAAAGACCUUAGAGUCCACUCUCAGGGGCAUCGAGAGCCUGCACUUCAAUAAUGAUGAGAGAGUACAGUAUUAGUAGCAGCCUCUCCCAAUUUAUCGUCUGCUGUAAAUUUUAAAAAAAACCUAUACAUUUGUCACGCGCUUGGGGUGGAAUUUGGUUUAAGUGUAUUAUGUUUUGAGGAAAGCUGCAACAAUUCGGGGCCUGUCUCUCUCUAAGCAGUUUGCAAUAAAGACGAGAUACAGAAGUGGAAAUUGGAUGCCCGGAAAACCAACCCAGGUAAAAAAAGGCCUUUGUCAAUAGAGUUCGAGUUGGGUUGCCCUGGUUUCACCUUCUUUUAAUACCUUUGUUUAACUUCAUAUCUUAUCAUGCAUGUUUGUGGUUUUCAUCCAACAUUACAAUGUGUGGGUCAAAUGCAGAUAGACACUGUAAGUACACCAAAUGCUUUGAUUUUGUGAUGCAUAUUGUCUAUGAUAAUUGUAAUCCUUCCUCCUUAGUUUAUAAAAUAGUUAAAAGAACCUGAUUGUUCAAGCCUACAAGUUGAGGUGGGUACUACUUCUGUUGCCGUUAUAUUUUCAAGCACAAUGUUGACAUAUUCGAUUGCGUGAUAGAAAUACGUUCAGGAAUUUAUCGUAUAAGAUUGUUUGAUUA